Messenger RNA from Arachis ipaensis, 522 nucleotides. The record is from RefSeq and is a predicted model, not a curated record. Lineage: Eukaryota; Viridiplantae; Streptophyta; Magnoliopsida; Fabales; Fabaceae.
AUGGUGAUGAACCUAAGACCACGUGUGUCACGAGUGGUCUACUUGGAUGACAUUGUUGUCUAUAGCAAUACUUUGGAGGAACAUGUAGAACACUUACGAACCGUGUUCAAGAUCUUGCGAGAGAAUAACCUAUAUGUGAAGAAGGAAAAGUGUUCCUUUGCAAGGGACGAAGUCCACUUCUUGGGACACAUCAUUAAAGAUGGAACUCUCUGCAUGGAUCAAGGAAAAGUGAAGGCUAUCAAAGAGUGGGAACCUCCAAACAAGGUAUCUGAAUUGAGGUCAUUCCUUGGGUUGGCUAAUUACUAUCGGAGGUUUAUCAAGGGAUACUCCGCCAAGGCUGCACCAUUAACUGAUCUUCUCAAGAAGAACCACUCUUGGGAAUGGUCAAAGGAGUGUCAAAAGGCUUUUGAUGAGUUGAAGGCUGCUAUCACAAAAGGACCAGUACUAGCACUACCCGACUACUCAAAGGUGUUUGAAGUCCACACUGAUGCUUCUGACUAUAUGAAGUGGAGAGCUAUGUGA